Messenger RNA from Bombyx mori (domestic silkworm), 1515 nucleotides. It is a transcript of the gene Vha13, whose product is annotated as vacuolar ATP synthase subunit G. Gene Ontology annotation, cellular component: vacuolar proton-transporting V-type ATPase complex. The coding region runs from base 730 to 1083 and encodes 117 amino acids. Lineage: Eukaryota; Metazoa; Arthropoda; Insecta; Lepidoptera; Bombycidae. Gene Ontology annotation, molecular function: proton-transporting ATPase activity, rotational mechanism. Gene Ontology annotation, biological process: proton transmembrane transport. The transcript is spliced from 6 exons. The record is from RefSeq and is a predicted model, not a curated record.
AAAGCAACUUAACGAAUGAAUGGUUUCGGUCUUGCCGAUCACGCAACGUGCACGUGCGCCCGUCCACGGUAGAGAGUUCACAGCUGUUGUAGAACGUUUGGACUUUGGACUGUGUAUACAAUCACCGGUGCAUGAGACGCGUGAAUAACUCCGUCCGCAUCGGCUUUAAGGUUGUGCUACUCGCCGUCACGAAGGUGUAGCGUGUUCAAAUCACAGCAUGCCGUGCCGGGUCCAAAGUCCGCAAGGUAACAGUGACGUAGAGCCAUCGUGCAAACGAUUUGUACCGUGUUAACGAUAAGAGACUACAAAUCCUUUUUUACAGUGACAUCUGUGAGAAUUUGGAAGAAGCUUUGAUCGUACAGUCCAGUUAUAGGUACGUUCCGUUAUCAUUGAUUCUUGUGUUGAUAGUAAGAAAAAAAAAAUCAUUCACACUUACUUUGCAUGAUAUAAAAAAGAAGAGGAAAUAAUCACUAUAUUAUGAAUAUCUUAGAAAAGAGUUUACGAAAAAACAAACAAAUAUAAAAUGGAAAUUUUAAUUGUGGAAUCAACAUCACACUCCGUUAUACGCAAAACAUUCAGACCACGAGCUGACUGUAGCGCCACUUGCGACAACAUACAUAACUAAUUAAAUCAUAUGACUUUCGUCACGACUCUUCAUAUCGCUUUAUUGAUUCGUGUCUCGGUUCUCGUACUCGGUCUUGGUCUACAUAGUUUUUGUGUGUUUUCGAUAUGGCGAGUCAGACCCAAGGAAUCCAACAGCUUCUAGCUGCUGAAAAACGCGCUGCGGAGAAAGUCAGCGAGGCAAGGAAGCGAAAAGCGAAACGCCUAAAGCAGGCCAAGGAGGAGGCUCAAGAUGAAGUUGAAAAGUACAGACAGGAGCGUGAAAGGCAGUUCAAAGAAUUUGAAGCCAAGCACAUGGGUACCAGGGAAGGUGUUGCGGCCAAGAUCGAUGCCGAGACCAAAGUUAAGAUCGAAGAGAUGAACAAAAUGGUCCAAACACAGAAGGAGGCGGUCAUCAAAGACGUCUUGAAUCUGGUGUAUGACAUCAAACCCGAACUCCACAUCAACUACCGCUUAAAUUAAGCAAAUUAUUGUAUUUAAUACAUAAUUUACGCCUAAUUAACUUAAUUUGAUCACCUUUAUUUAAAAAAAAAUUGUAUAUUAAUUUGACAGAUCAUUGUAACAAGCGUAUGUAGGCAGGUUUUCUUGGAGCCGACUUAAUUAAAAAAAAACACAGCAAGGCGCAGAAAAUGAAAUGUCAAAGUGCAAUUUUUUUGCCAAGUAAUUUAUUGUAUGAGAAAUCAGCUCGGUACCAUUCCAAGUGUUGAGAAUUCGCUACGAUAAUUUAAAAUUUAAAUAUGAAAAAAAAUAAGAAAUGUAAUCAACCUGUAUGUUACUCGAUGUUGUAUGUUGAAUAGAUUAUAAAUAAACGUUGAAAAAAGGCUUUUAAAUCUUUUCUUUGUAGUUCAAGGAUGUGUACAGUAUUAGUGUAAAAAUAUAUUGUAUUGAUGUCAA